This is a messenger RNA of Didymodactylos carnosus, 645 nucleotides long. NCBI's taxonomy places the organism in Eukaryota, Metazoa, Rotifera, Eurotatoria, Philodinida, Philodinidae. The record is from the annotation of a GenBank genome assembly.
AUGAAUCAUCAUAAUGCAUGUGGUGACUGUUUAUUUUGUUCAUCUCAUAGUUUACCAUUAUUACUACCUGAAAUUAAUUUUGAACAUAUUCAAAUAUCUACAUUGGAUGAUGAAAAUGAUGAAAUUUAUCCAACACAACAACAAUAUCAACAACAACAACAUUUUGAUGAUUUAACAAGAGGUGAUUUAGCUGUUGGUAGAUGUGGUGAAAAAUUAGUCUAUAAUUAUUUAAAAUGGAAAUAUGCUAAUGAUGAUAAUAAAAUUAGAAUAGAAUGGUUAAAUGAGGUAAAUGAGACUAGAUUACCUUAUGAUAUUAAAAUUAUUUCAGAAAAAAAUGAAAUAAUUUAUAUUGAAGUUAAAACAACAAUAUUACCCGAUAAUCAUUUAUUUCCAAUUAGUAUUGAUGAAUUAAGUUCGAUUCUCAAUCUAUCCACUGAUCAAUAUUUUAUUUAUCGAGUUUAUGAUGCAUUUAAUAAACAAAAUGUUAACAUAAGAAUAUUAAAUAAUUUAAAAGAAAAUUUACGUACACAUAAAUUAAGUUUACAAAUGCAAAUUAAUAACGCUAAUAUUGAAACUCUAGGAGAUGUAGACCUUCAUAAUACGGACAGUCGAUAUCCCGAUGAUGAAACUGAUAUUUAUAAUUGA